Messenger RNA from Psylliodes chrysocephalus, 5009 nucleotides. The record is from the annotation of a GenBank genome assembly. NCBI's taxonomy places the organism in Eukaryota, Metazoa, Arthropoda, Insecta, Coleoptera, Chrysomelidae.
UCUAUUAAAAGAUCUGCUUUGCUAACUGUGUAAUCUUUCAUUUUCAAAUUUGCAUUAUGAAAUAAAUUCCAAUUUUUACAACGUUUAGAUUUUUAGUUAUGGUUUAAAAUAUGUUCCUGUAUUUAGUUCUUUUUUGUGUUAUAAAAAGUACUGUGUCCGAAGAUGUUAAUAUAGGAGCUGUUUUUGAAAACGACGAAAAAUCUGAAAAAGCCUUCAACUACGCUCUAGAAAAUAUCAAUAGUCAAAACAACAAUGAAGAAUUUUCUUUCGUACCCAUAGUUCAAAACAAUUUCUCCGAAGCUGAUUCGUAUACAUUAAUGCGAAAUGUUUGUUCGAUUUUGGAAGACGGAGUUGUUGCAGUAUUUGGACCUCGAUCAUAUCAAAGUAUUUCAGUAGUACAUUCUAUUUGCGAUGUAAAAGAGAUUCCACAUAUUAUCACCAGAUGGAACAGCUUCUAUAUAGAAGGCGAUAAAACAAUAAUAAACUUCUAUCCCCACCCAAGCACCCUAGCAAGAGCUUACUAUGAAAUAAUAUCUGCAAAUAAAUGGAAAAGUUUUACUGUUCUUUAUGAAGAUAAUGAAAGUCUAUUGAGAAUAAAAAGUUUGAUAGAAACUGCUCAUGAUGACGGCAUACUCACACAAGUUAUGCAGUUGGAUCAACUUCAAAGUGGAAAUUACAGAGCUACAAUGAAAGAAUUGAAAAAAACAGAUCAGCAAUUCGUAGUGAUUGAUUGUCACAUUAAUAGUCUUUUUGAAGUAUUAACUCAACUGCAACAAGCUGGCUUGAUGAAUGAUAAAUACAGCUACUUUUUGACAAACCUUGAUGCUCAUACCGAGAAUUUAAUGCCGUUCAAAUUCAGCAAUACACAUAUUAUUGGGAUACGUUUGAUAAAUCCCGAAACGGAAUAUGUGCAAAAACUCAGUGCUGAUCUAUUUUCAGAGGAUUUUGACGUUAUGCUAGAAGCACCAGCUUGGAAACUUCAAUUGGAACCAGCCCUUAUCAUCGAUGCUCUCCAUAUGUUCACAGCCGUUUUUGUUGAUAGACAGAAGUCUAGCGCUGUGAGAAUCAUUGCUGAAAACAAAAAUAGUUUGCAGUGUUCUGAACCCGGAAGUUGGGAACAUGGUCUAAGUAUUGUGAAUUUGUUGAAAUCCUAUACUUAUGAGGGUUUAACCGGAAAAAUAGCAUUUGACAAUGAAGGGUACCGUAGUGACUUUAAAUUAACAGUCUUUGAACUACUGGAAGGAGGCAUUACUGAUAUUGGAACGUGGAUACCUAACUUAGGCCUGAAUGUUUCCCGGCCAGUAGAUAAAAGCACACUAGAUGAUCCUGAAAGCUUACGUAACAAGUCUUUUAACGUACAAAUUACUUUGACUGAACCCUAUGGCAUGCAUAAACAAACAGUUCAGCAUCUACAAGGAAAUGAUAUGUUUGAAGGGUAUGCAAUAGAUCUUAUAGCAAAAUUAGCUGAGAUGGAAGGAUUUAAUUACACUUUUAUAGUUAGAGAGGAUAAAAGUAAUGGCGCUUAUGACGAAAAACUUAAAAAGUGGACGGGUAUGAUAGGAGAUCUCUUGGAAUAUAAGGCUGAUUUAGCAAUUUGUGAUUUUACUAUAACGUCUGAUAGAGAAGAAGCUGUGGAUUUUACAGUGCCUUUCAUGACAUUAGGAGUAAGUAUUCUCUUCAAAAAGCCAGAAAAUGCUCCUCCCAGUUUCUUUUCGUUUGCCGAUCCAUUUGCUCUAGACUCCUGGAUUUUACUGAGCGUAUCGUUCUUCACCGUGUCUUUGAGUUUUUACUUCAUGGGGCGAAUAUGCCCGGACGAAUGGACUAAUCCUUUUCCAUGUGUAGAAGAGCCUGACUAUUUGGUGAAUCAAUUUAGUGUAAAUAACUGUUUUUGGUUUGCAACGGGAGCUUUGUUAGCUCAAGGAUCGGAAAUAGCUCCAAUAGCUAUAUCAACCAGGAUGGCAUCAGGAAUAUGGUGGUACUUUUGUCUCAUCAUGAGUGCAUCUUAUACUGCCAACCUUGCUGCCUUUUUAGCAACAGAAAAUCCAAUCAAACUGUUUACAGACCUACAGUCUCUCUACGAUAAUGAACAUGGUAUCAAAUUUGGAGCAAAGUUAGAGGGAGCCACAUUGCGUUACUUUCAGAAAGCAGCGAAGGGCACUUUAACUAGAAAAGUUGGAGAUUAUAUGACAGAACACCCUGAAGUGAAUGUCAAUGGAAACGAUGUGGGAGUUCGAAGGGCUGAGACAGAACCGUAUGCUUUCUUCAUGGAAUCUUCCUCUAUCGAAUACGAAAUUCAAAGGCACUGUAGUUUAAUGCAGUAUGGUGGUCGUUUGGAUGAAAAGGGAUACGGAAUAGCUAUGAGAAAAUAUUCACCUUAUCGAAAAAGGUUAAGCAUGGCUUUAUUGAAGUUGCAAUCAAACCAUUUUCUAGAUGAUUUAAAGAAAAAAUGGUGGGAAGAUAGAAGAGGAGGAGGGGCAUGUGGUGGAACCACCGAAGCUGCAGAAGCAGAUCCUCUUGGAUUGGUAAACGUCGAAGGCUGCUUUUGGAUGACCUUUUUUGGUACAAUACUAGCAGCAGUGCUGGUCCUAUUAGAACACUUUUUUUACCUUCUUUAUGUGAAAAGAAGAACUGGACUUCCCUUCUGGAAAAUAGUUAAAGCAGAAUUCAGAGCUUAUAUAAACUUUAACAACGCCAGCAAACCAAAUUUGGAAGUGCUGAAAGAAAUUCCUGAGUCCGAAAAUAGAUCAGAUAAUGGUGAUACCAGUAAAAAUAGUGAUAAUAACGAUGAUAAAGAAGAGAAAAAGACUAAAUCCAAGUCAGCUUCUAAAACACGCUCAUUCGCUAGAAGUAGGUCAAGGUCUGUAUCUGUUCCUAAAAAGAAAUCUUCAAAGUCAAGUGGAAGGAAGUCACCAGUGCCGUAUGGAUUCAUUGUACCUUCAUCCCUGGAAAGUCUAAAAAAUGAUUUUGAUAUUUUAUAAACAUUUUGUAAAAAAUAUUAGAAAUAACGUAUACAAAAUUUGAAUGUUUCAGAUACUCUAUAAAAUUUGUGAUUAAAUUUUUACAUUUACAUUAAUAUUAAACACAAUUAAAGGCUGAUAACUAAGUUUGGAAUAGCCUAACAAUUUAGAAUGACUUGUAGACAAUAGCAAAUUAAUACGAUUUCUUUAUUAUUGGGAAAGCCGUUCCAUACUAUAUACUUCAAAGAUCCUAUUUGUUAAAAAAUAUUGUCUGUGUUUAGUCCUAUAGUUUUUUUUGCAAUUUAAAUUCAUGACCUCUUAUUCUGUUAUUAUCAUUUAAAGAAUAUAAAUAUAAUAAACCGGCCUAAUUGAAUUUUAAUACGAGUAAACCUAAAAUUAGAUUACCAUCUUGCAUGUUACUUAUACGCGUUGAAGACGAGGAGGGAGGGAAAAAGAGGGGAAGUGCCACAGGAGACUAUGAUGAGGGGGAAAUGCGUUUUGACAACUUCUUGGGGUAAAAGGAUGAACAACCGAGAUAAAACAGGUUUAAAUCGUUAAAGGCGGUGGAGGGUAUAGUAGCAGCGCCAGUUAAACAUCCAAAUACAAAAAAGGAAAUAAAAGAAAAAAUGACAGUAGAUGGGGUAGUGAAAACUGUUAGGUGGAAGACAGACAACCUCAGGACUAAGAUGGAGAAGCAGGAAUCAAGGGAACUGAAACCCAAACGGACGAAGACGUCAAACUCUUCGUAAAACAGAGGCCGGAAGAUCAGGAUAUAGGAAUAAUCUGGGCCAUAAUUAUUAAGGAAGAAAUUUGCAAGGAAUUCCAAAAGAUUGAGGGAUUGACCUGGCCGGCAAGAGCAUUCAGGAGGAGAAGGAAGAAAAAUGGAAUUCACUAACAUUGGGUAACACGGGAGACUGAUACGGGACUUGAUAUGAAGAACGGGAUAGCAGGACUCUUAAAAGACAGAUAUGGGACCUGGACGAAGUAGAUCCGGAAAAAUUAAGGACAAGUACCAUUUUUAACCUAAUGCAGAUGUCAAAAGGUUUAUUUUUAUUGGUUUUGUUUUAUUUUGGCAACUAGUGACAUAAAGAACUUCUCGUUACUAGUUACAUAAUGUUCAACUUUAUGUAACUAAUUACAUAAAGUCGAUUCUUUUGAUAUUGCUGCGAUUACAAAAGAUGUCACGUAAUAUGUCAAAAUUAAAGAAAAUAAUGUAUGUCCUUUCUCUUUUUGACUUUAAACAAUCUUACAAGUAGAACAAGUUAUAGAAUUGAAAUCUUUCAUAUUUAAACUCAAUUUCUUUAAAAGUUGGUUUUAAAUAAACUAAGUGUUGUGGUAAGAUCGUUAGAGAAUGAUGAAGUAACAAAAGUCAAUGUUGUAAAGUCUAUUUAUGGUGUUUUUUCAGUUUAGAAAUCGAAGAGCCGGUACGCUUCGUGCCAAGACCGGUCUAAUAUGUAAUUUAAAUUUGGUAUUUGUACAGGAAAGAGAAUUUGUCCUAACAGUUAAUUGUUAUUUUUCCAACAUGUCACAUUGAUAACUCAUACUUAAUAACUCAGAAAGUAGUGCAUUGACUUUAAAAAGCAAUUAAGGCUAAUUUGUAAAGCGAUUGUAGAAGAAAUAAAUAAUAUGUUAUUUUUACUAUAGAAAACCAAAUAUACAAAUUAUAUUUUAUUCUUAUUUAACCCUAAAACAAUGGUUUGGUUUAACGACUAAAACUACAUUUUACCAAUAAAUUGAAUACAAAUUGUAAUUAAAUUAGUUUUCAUUAUUUAACCAGCCGGUUUGAUUACUAUUGACGCUAGGAGGUUUCCGGCUAGGAGAUCUAACGCUAGGAGGUCUUAACUCCAUAUUUGUCCUGCUUCUUUUACUUCUGCUUCUUCUGCUCCUGCUUCUUCUCUUUUUACUUUUUUUACUUUGUAUUGUUUCAGCGCUACCUUCCUUUUGUACAAAUCCGUAUGGUAUUUCACCGUUUUCUUCUGAUCCUUCUUUUGUGCUUUCUUCGGUCAUUCCAACUUCUUUUUCCAUUUCACCAAAUCUGUAAAGCAAAUGAUC